CCAGAAAGAAUGGCAAGUCGCAUUGAUAGGAGCAGGACAAAAUCAGCAAUGAACAAAGUCAUAGAUAUUCCAGAAAUUCUGGAAAUGAUCCUGGCUCAGAUGGAUAUGCGCACGCUUCUCACAUCUGCUCACCGAGUCUGUCGCAACUGGGCGAACCUAAUCAGCAAGUCACCGUCAAUCCAAAAGGCCCUUUUCUUCACUCCGAUCAAGGACUCCGAAUGGGGAAAAGAAGAAAAUAUACCUAACCCGCUAUUAACGGAGACUUUUCCUUCUUUCUUUACCGCCAAGGACAGACCGGAUCGCUACCAGUUCGACUUUUCUAACUUGCCCAUGACUAAAGACGCCUUAAGCAUGGCUCGAUUUGUACGAGAAGACGCAAGCUGGCGCAAGAUGCUAGUCCAACAGCCUCCUCUCUUGGAUAUUGGACUUUUCCAUAUUUGCCAUGCAAGGGGCAAUCAUAAUGCCGAAAGCUCUAGUAUCCCGGCGGAUAAAAAGAUACAGCAAUCCGGACAUGAUGGUCUUCGGAUGGAAAGGCUCUUCGAGCUUUUGCUCUUCAGUGACGAGGUUAAAUUCUUGAGUUACACUCAAGCACGGGUGUAUUGGUCUACUGAAGAACCAAUCCUAUUUGACGAGAGCUUCCAGAAGAUCAACGAUGAGUUCCAUCGGAUGAUGAGCAAGUUUGGCUUGGUUCUUUGUACACGCGAACUGAAACAAUACCCUAUGCGCACGGGUCCUUCAAGUCCCGAGGAACCUAUCAGGGAGGAUAUUAUCACAGCAUACACAGAACAUGGUUUUGAUGUUGAUCUCAAGAAAAAGGAAAUCCAAGAAUCGACCGUUGAAGGAAGUGACCUAUGUUGUUGUUCUUGUUGUAUUUAACGUCAGGCGGAAUAUAGGCUUCGCCUAUAUUCCUAUAACCUCCUAGGGGGUAUAUGGACGUGCUAAGCUAUAGAGUUAUAUACAAAUUAUAUAGGUAUAGAAG
Penicillium samsonianum is the source of this 979-nucleotide messenger RNA. Its product is annotated as F-box protein. NCBI's taxonomy places the organism in Eukaryota, Fungi, Ascomycota, Eurotiomycetes, Eurotiales, Aspergillaceae. Bases 10 to 876 code for a protein of 288 amino acids. The record is from RefSeq and is a predicted model, not a curated record. Gene Ontology annotation, molecular function: protein binding. The transcript has 2 exons.